AUGUUAUCAGAUGAUAUAGAAAAAUUAAUUGAAGAGAAACGGCGGGAAUUAGAAAAUGAAAAAGCUGUCUUAGGGUUAUCUCAGGAAAAGGAUCUCUUAAACAGCAAGAACGAGGAAAACAAUGAAAACAUAGAAGCACCACACAGUGUGAAGUUCAGCAGAAGGAGAGCUCUGUCAGAAAACAAUGAAACAACUCACGAGGAAAGUGAAGAAAAAGAUAUUUCUCCUGACUUAGAGAGAUACAUACGGCGCUACCUCGGUCUUCCAGUUAUGUUAAAGGCAGGUGAGUAUUCACCCAACAACCCGCUGAUACGAGGGGAGCGGUCAACCGGCGAUGUUCUUCUUGGGUUGGGGGAGUAUGAGCGACGGAGGAAUACGCUGCGCAAGAUACGACAGAGGCAGUAUAAGGAGUAUCUUGAUGAGCAAGCGAAAAUAAAACAAGAAGAGCGAGAAAAGGCAGAACGCGAGAAAAAGGAGAGAGAAGAAAAAGAAAGACUGGCUGAAGAAAGAGAAAGAGAGCGCGAACGGCUGGAGUUGGAGAGAGACAGAUAUAGUCCAGAAAGACGACGAGCCAGCUUCACUUGCAGCAAUGUUUCUGGUGCUAAUAAUGCGUAUAAUAGUAAAGUGGAUACAGCAGUUCAAGUAGACAGACAUACGCCGCUGUCCGUUGCAGUGCAGACGGAUGACAAUGAUUUAUUUCCCACAAGAACAGGAAUAUCGCUACCCUCAAAACAUCUCCUAACACAAGCGGAAAGAGAGUUGUCCCCUCGCACAGUAGACGUCAAACCGGCCACUUGGCAUUGGUCGAGUAACCAUGAAGAUAGAGGCCGGAGAAGAAGGAGCUACGGCGAUUUUGAUGCUCGGACGUCGUCAAAAACAGACAAACAGACAUAUAGACCGUCAAUAUUGGAUGCCGAUGUUAUAUCAUUGAGGAACUUACAAGCUGAAAAGGAGGCUGCAGCGCGACGUCAGUUCUAUCAGCAAGAGUUACGUAAUCAAAUAGAAGAACAGCAAAGAAUAAGAGAAGAGAGGAGGAAUAGAGAAAAAAUGUUGGAACAAGCCGAAAUGAGGCGUCUCGAACAACAACUUCGUUCGUUGAAAAUGGCACAAGAAAGCGAAAUUGAUAGACAUAGAGAUAUCAAUAGUAAGAUGCAGAGAAAUUCAGCGGAAUAUGAAAUGCAGAGGACAUCACUACAGAAGGAAAUAGACGAAGAAAGAUCUCAAAUGAAACGUAACACGGAUACAAAUAGUUAUUUUGAAAAGCCUUACACCGUCAAUGUACCAGAUACGGCAAUAUUUUCACCGAAUUACGAUCUCGAAAAUUACUUAAGAAAAAAUCUUAAUCCAACCAAAGAGAGCCUCCAUCUAGGUAAUAAAAGACAUGAGAAGUGGAAGAAAAGUGAAAAUUGGUAUGAGGAAACACCGUACCGUCAAGAAGUUUAUAAUUAUAAAGAUCACAAUGAAAACAGGCAAAAAGCAGAUGAAAAAAUUAAAAGCUACAGAGGGACCGAAAGUGAGAAAUAUAGGGUAGAUACUAAUAGAUAUAGGCAAGAUAGUUAUAAAAGCGAAUUCGAUACUUUGCCCAUACCAGUUUUACGGCAUUCGCCAAAACACAAAGUGGAAAAGGAGGAAAAGUGUGAGAAAAACGAAUUAAGCGAGGAGAUGCAGCUUGUAGAUGACAAGUGGAAGGUACCCGCAGUUCAAAAGAAUAUUUUGAAAAAUUUAAAAAGUGAGGGUAGGAAUAUAAAUAUUUUGACCCAAUUGGGUUCCAUACGACGCCAACUUCAACUGGAACAAAUGAAGUUAGAUAAAAUUAAACAAACCGACUUUUAG
Molecule: messenger RNA, 1833 nt
Organism: Pieris macdunnoughi
Lineage: Eukaryota; Metazoa; Arthropoda; Insecta; Lepidoptera; Pieridae
Source: the annotation of a GenBank genome assembly